This is a messenger RNA of Salmo salar (Atlantic salmon), 1723 nucleotides long. The record is from RefSeq and is a predicted model, not a curated record. NCBI's taxonomy places the organism in Eukaryota, Metazoa, Chordata, Actinopteri, Salmoniformes, Salmonidae.
UAUGGCAGACACUUUCUAUACUUGUAUUUAUUUAUUUUUUAUUUCACCUUUAUUUAACCAGGUACUUAAUUGAAGUGCAUUUCAUUUUCUGACAAACGAACACCAAACAACAAUGGCAUUGCGAGUUUAUCACUUCAUAUUCAAUCAGGUGAGGAACACAUUGUUGAUUUACUUUUGUCUUCUUGUGCAAGUUGUCCACAGUCUUUUCACAACUUUCUAGAUUUUCUGACAAACUCAGCCUUUCUGUGUUUCUUUUUUCAGAGUUUAGCUUUACUGGAAAUGGGAGGUAGCUACAUUGUUGAAUUGUGAAAGUGCUUUCAUAUACCUUUAAUGUGAGUACUUUCACCUCUUUGUUUUGUAUUUGCUGUUAAUUUCAGCAGAGUGAGAUCCCUGUGUGGAUGAAGACAACCCCAACCUGCCUCUGAGGCCAGGGGACCAUCUACCAUUCUCUCCACACCAUCUGUCUCUUAGAACAUGAACUCUCACUACUUUUACACAUCACCUCGACCUGCACCUACACACCACUUUUACAGAUCUAUGUAUCCCACCGUCAUCACCCCACCGAUGCAGUGGCCCAACAUCUACAGUCUCUACCCUCCAUUUAUCCCCAUCCAGUAUCAAUUCCCCUUAAACUUGCUCUCCAGGAGCACUAGGGGAUUCCAGGGAUCUGAUCCCAGUGCGUUCCACCACUAUCAUCAACCUUCUCCUCUGCCCUGGUGUAACUAUAGACUUAUGUCUAACCCUUACUGGAACUACCACCAGCACCUGUAUGCCAAUCUUUCUGCUCCAGUGGCUCCUGUGGCCCCUACUCUAACCAGGCCCCAGAGGUUCCAGAACCAGGGAGGGACCUGGCCCGAGGGCUUCACCCUGAGAGGAGAGCUUCGCUGGGGCAGGCUGGAGAGGGUGUAUGGCCCCCGCAGGGAGCUGCCUGAGUUUGUGAGGGAGGACCUGCGGAGAGUGUACGGUACCUAUCCCCGGACGGAUGUUAGUAUCACCUACCAGGGAGGGGAGUACAUGGUGCGAGGGGACACCCAUGUUGGGGAACAAGAGUACAGAGUGGAGAGGAGGAUAGUGAGGCAGCAGGAGAGUCCUGAGGGGGAUAGCAUGAGUGAGGUAGUAGAGAAGAGGAGGAGAAAGAUGAGAUGAUUGUAAUGGAGGUAUGGCUAAUAACUUAGUUGACAUAUGAAAAUGUAUUUACAUAAUGUGAUAAUUUUUCCCAUAAGCAUUGAACAAAAGUAUAACUGUUAUAUAGUAGUCGCUGUAUAUUAGUAAAUGUUAAUAGUAGAAAUGCUAUUGAUAAAUAUUCUACAUCAAAUUUGAUUUGUCACAUGCUGAAUACAACAGGUGUAGACCUUACAGUGAAAUGCUUACUUACAAGCCCUUAACCAACAAUGCAGUUUUAAGAAAAUACAACAACAACAAAAAGUAAGAGAUAAGAAACACAUAAUUAAAGCGCAAACUCCAGAUAAGUAGCAUUUGACUGCUUUGUAUUAAACGUAUUUGUUAAUAUUCUCCAUCUCAUUAUAUGGAGCUACCUCAGGCAACUACAAUGCUGGAGUCAUUCUGGUCUAGUAUUUUCAUUAGGUGGUGUGCUACCGUGUACUACUGUCACGUCCUGACCAGUAAUAAGAUUAUUUGCUAUUGUAUUUUGGUCAGGACGUGGCAGAGGGUAUUUUGUUUAUGUGUGUCGGGGUGAUGGUUUAUGUAGUGGGGUGUUUGAUUG